AUGUCACAACAUCAAACUACUUCUGCUUCAAAAACUACUAAGUCCACUCAAAAGGUUAGCGCUCCUUCCAUGGACAUUCACGAUGAUGAGAUUUUGGAUGUGGUUCCUCUAUCAGUUAUUCCCUGCGAAGCCCUUGAUUUAAACCAUCCCAUGGAUGCCUCAGCUUCUGCAUGCCCCAAUCAAGGAAAAUUUGUGGCAUCUAAAACGGCCAAUGCUUCCUAUUCUGAGAAGCAUGAUGUUGCAAACGAUGUGAUUUACCUAGAGGAUGAUAGGUAUGAUGAGCAAGAGGAUAACUUACUUCAUCAUUUAAAGUCAAGUGUGGUUAAGCGUAUGAAGACUCGAAAAGGAAGAUCUGUGGCUGAAAUGCUGUCAGCUAAAACAGCUAAGAAGACUAUUGGUGUUGGUCUUUCCAAAUCUUGGAGCAAGUUUGAAGUGAAGAAGAGGAAGGUUAGAGAAGUCUCUAAGUCUGGAGAAGAUGGAGUUGCCAAAUGGAAAUUUGUGCUUCAUAGAAGGGUGGUUGUGGAAAGGGAGUUAGGAAAGGAUGCUAUUGAAGUCAAGGAGGUCAUGGACCUAAUAAAGACUGCUGGGUUGAUGAAGAUUGUGGUUGGGUUCUCUCAGUGCUAUGAGGGUUUGGUUAAGGAAUUCAUUGUCAACAUUCCUGAGGAUAAUGCUGAUAAGAACAGCAAGGAAUUUUGCAAAGUAUUUGUGAGAGGUAAGUGUAUCAUAUUCUCUCCCACUGUCAUUAACAAUUUUCUGGGAAGAAGAGUUGAGGGUCCAGGUGAAUUGGAAGCUACAGACAAUGAGGCAUGUAGAGAAAUUACAGCAAGGCAGGUGAAAAGGUGGCCUAUUAAGAAGCAUCUUCCUGCUGGGAAGUUAACUGUCAAGCAUGCAAUAUUGCAUAAAAUAGGAGCUGCAAAUUGGGUGCCUACCAAUCACACUUCCAUAAUUGCUAAUACCCUUGGAAGAUUUAUUUUUCCUGUCGGAACCAAAAUGAAUUUUGACUAUGCCGUGAAGAUCCCUACUAAGAAAGCUUCUGUCGAAGCAUCACCCAGUGUUGCCAAGAAACUUUCGACAAAGGUAAGUCAAAAACCCGCAAUAGUCCAAAAGAGAAAGGGUGAAGAGGAGCAAGAAAAAGAUCAUGUUCCUAAUGAAGAAUCUGGUGACGAAUCUCCGGAGCUAAUCCCCCCUCCUCCUCAGAAGAAGAAACUUACAAAGGUCUCUUCCCAAAGAUCUAUAGUUAAAUCAACCAGGAAAGAUUCCGCAAGUACUCCCACUACUAAACUUCAGUCGAAAGACACGGAAAGUGGGAGAUCCAGCUUUAAUACUGAGAUUCCUGAGGAACAAGUGGAUGUCGAAAAAACACCUGAGAGAAUUCUGGUAGAAACAGUCCCAGAAGAAGAUAACCCCGCAAGUGAUCCAAUCAGGCAAACUGUAGCAGACUUCGACGCUACAGUGGGUGAAACUUCUGAGGAUGACUCUCCUCCUCAUCCAGGAUUAGAUGUUGCCACUCAUGGUGAUGACGCUGACAUGGAGGCUAGGGUCGAAGAUGAUCAUGAAGACGAAGCUGCCAAAGAUGGGGACGACCAGUCGAAACAUACAGAGGUUGAGCAAACCUUAGAGCGAAACAUUCCACCUGCUCCUGGCCAGACCCAAGGGAGUGGCAAAUCAACUGGUUCGACUAGCUUCUCUCGCGAGGAGCUCGAAAAUCUCAAAGUGAAAAGACCCUUAGAGUAUCUGAAGCUUUCUGAAACUUAUGUCAAAGAAGUUGCUGCUUGUGAUGACAACAUCCAAAAAUGGGAGAAACAGAUAGCAGCACUUUAA
Lathyrus oleraceus (garden pea) is the source of this 1821-nucleotide messenger RNA. RefSeq lists its product as uncharacterized. The coding region runs from base 1 to 1821 and encodes 606 amino acids. The record is from RefSeq and is a predicted model, not a curated record. NCBI's taxonomy places the organism in Eukaryota, Viridiplantae, Streptophyta, Magnoliopsida, Fabales, Fabaceae. The transcript is spliced from 7 exons.